AUGCUCCUGCCGAACCACAUGGACCCGAACGCGGUGCCGCACGAGGCGCUCGCGCAGCGGCAGCGCGUCUUCCAGACGGGCGUCUUCAUCUGCCUCAUGCUCCUGCUCAUGGACCCGCGGGACCCGCGGCGCGAGCAGGAGGCCGCCGUCGCGCGCGCGCGGGCCGAGGCCGAGGCCGCGGCGCUGCGGCGGCAGCGGGCGCCGACGUGGCUCGACGGCGCCGUCGGCGGCGGCGCGCGGCGGCCGCAGAACGUGACGGGCUUGUACCGCGGGUCGUGGAGCUUCGGCAACGGGACGGCGCCGGCGGACAACCGGGAGGCCCGCCUCGGCGGCGACACGGGCCGCGCCGUCGUGCAGAUGGACAUGUUCCGCCUCGAGGAGCUCGAGUCCAUCUCGCUCGUCCGCGCGUUGGUGUCGCUGUCGGCGCCGCCCGGCGGCGCGCGCGGCCGCCGCGACAUCUUCGCGUCGGCCUUCGGCGUCUACUUCCACGGCGCGCGCACCGCGGCGCUCCUCGGCAACGUCGGCGAGCCCACGGAGGCCGGCGUCGACCUCGAGCGGCGGAACGCGUCCGGUCGGAACGCGACCGCGGGCGCCGCGGCGCCGGGAAGCGACCGCGGCCGGGCGGGCCGGCGGCGCCGCGACGGCCCCCCGCGCAAGGACGGCGCGCGGCGCCGCGACGGCCCGCGCGCCGGCCCGCGCGCCGCCGCCGACGAGCCCCCCGGCCGCGGCGACGCCGGCGGCGCCGGCCACCGGCGCCUCGCGGCGCGCCUCCGCCGCGACCACCCGCGCCUCGCGGACGCCGUCGACGACGACACGCUCGCGGCGGCCCUCGACAACCUGCGCCGGCGCCUCGGCGACAGGGCGCGCACGGUCGUGUCGUCGCGGCCGUUGCCCGACGCGUUCUUCGCCGACGACCACGCGUACGACCUCGUGCUCGCGCGGGAGUCCACGAAGAAGGACGCCGAGGCCAAGGACCCGUCGGCGUCCACGGUCGUGUCCCGGGCCGACGCCCUGCCGCCGCGCACGCCCCUGCGCCUGCCCCCGGACGCGGCGUUCGCCUACCCGAGCUCGCCGUUCACGUCGACGCUCUGGCGCGACGGCAAGUGCGCGCUCCACGUGGACCUCGUCGCGUCCGACGACAAGGCGGCGAAGAGGGCCAUCCGGCACUACCGCAAGUCGACGCCCUUCGUGACGACGCUCGCGGGCGUCGUGCGGUCGCCGGGCUGCGGCUUCCGCCUCGACGUCGAGGCGACGGCGACGCGCGUCGCCUGGGACGCGGCGCGGAGCCAGGGCGCGUGGUACUCGACGCUCAUGACCGCCGUCUGCCUCGCGCAGAUCUUCGCCCUCUUCAAGCAGGUCCACUUCUGCCGGACGCAGACCGUCGCGGCGCGCGUGUCGCUGCUGUCCGUGUCCAUGCAGGCGCUGCUGGACGCGGUGCUCUGCGUCGCGAACCUGUUGCUGUGCGCGGCGGUGAACGCGCUCUUCGCGUCCUUCGCCACGGUCGCCUUCUUCAAGCUCGUCGUCUUCUGCGUCGUCGAGAUGCGUUAUCUGCUAUUGGUCUUCCAGGCGCACGACCCCCAGCGGUCGCUGAGCGACGGCUGGGGCGCGCGCCGCGAGCUCGCGUACCUCCACGCGCGCUUCUACGGCGCCCUCUUCGCGGCGCUGCUCGUCCUCUACGCCGCGCGCGACGACGCGCGCGUCGUCGUCGUCGCCGCGUACUCGUUCUGGGUGCCGCAGAUUUUCCGCAACGCGAAGCUCAACGCGCGCGAGCCCGUCUGCGACGCCUACCUCUACGGCAUGGCCGCGAGCCGCCUGCUCCUGCCGCUCUACUGCCUCUGCGACCCGGACGGCCUGCCCCGCGUGCUCGUCGUGCCGUCGCCGGGCGCGCCGACCUACGGCGCGAGGGCGGCCUUCGCGCUGGUGCUCGUGGCCUGGCAGGGCGUCCAGGUCGGGCUGUUGAAGCUCCAGCAGCACUACGGCGCGCGCUGCUUCGUGCCCGCGGCGCUGAUCCCGAAGCCCUACGACUACCGGCGGCCCAUCGCGCACCUCGUCAAGGGCGACGACGCGAACCUCGAGUGCCCCAUCUGCAUGGGCGACGUCGCCUGCGACGGGGCGCACCACCUCGUGACGCCCUGCGACCACGUCUUCCACGACGUCUGCCUGGGCCAGUGGAUGGACCUGAAGACGGAGUGCCCGGACGCGCUGUGGCCCGCGAUGGAGUCCUCGGGCACCUCGACGUGCGCCGCGGUCGCCUCGGUCAGCGCGAGCGACGCGGCCGACUGCUUGACGGCCGGCGUCGCCGCGCGCGCGCAGGCCGCGCAGAGCCGCGUGCCCACGAGCUCGCGCACGUCGUCGGCGCCGCCGCACCACGCGCACGCGCGCGCGACGGCGCCCGCGGACGCCUCCGACGCCUCGGAGACCUUCGUCCGCACGUCGAAGCGCACGGACUUGGGCCGCGUCGUCGACGGCCGGCUGUCGACGCCCGUGGGCGGGCGGCUCGCGGCGCCGGCGUCGCCCUCGACGCGCGUCGACGGCCGGCUGUCCGAGGGCGCGUCGCCGCGCGACGACCGCGCGGGCCGCGCGUCGUCCUCGAACCGCGUCGACGGGCGGCUGUCGGGGACGGCGUCGCCCCGCGACGACCGGCCGGGCCGCGCGUCGUCCUCGAAGCGCGUCGACGGGCGGCUGUCCGCGGGCAUGUCGUUUUCGAAGCGCGUCGUCGACGGCCGGCUGUCGCCCGACUCGCGCGAGAGGCGCUGGCUCGGUCGAUCGCCCGACUCGCGCGAGAGGCGCUGGCUCGGUCGAUUGCCGGACUCGCGCGAGAGGCGCUGGCCCGGUCGAUCGCCCGGCUCCCGCGGGUGCUCGCCCGACUCCCGCGACGCCCGCGGCGUUACCAUGAAGGCUGUCGCGUACCUCAUCCUCGCCGCGGCGUCGGUGAGCGCGUUCGUCGCGCCCAAGCACAUGCCCUCGUCGCUCGUCGCUCAGACGACGGACUCACUCGUCGCGCUCGAGGCGUGCCGGCGGAACACGAAGAAGGAGAAGCGUCAGCGCAACCAGGAGAACAUGCGGAAGUUCAAGCGUGGCGCGGCGCCGGCCCAGCGGGGCGCGGGCGGCAAGAAGAAGAGCUUGAGCCGCAAGAAGUUGACGCUCAAGGCCCAGUCGGCCAAGGAGAAGGGGCGCGAGGCCACGUUCAUGUCCAAGCUGCGAAGUCGUUCCGCAUCCAUGGCGCGUCGGUGGUCGCUGGCGUUCGCCGUCGCCCUCGGCGCGGCGCCCACCGGGGGCGCGUACCUCGAGGGCUGCGGCCUCGCGGUCUGGGCGGCGGGCGACGAGGGCGCGUCGUGCACGACGACCUGCGCCGGGCACCACAACGCCACCUGCGACGCCGACGCGCUCGCGCUCGCGGCGGACGAGGACGUCUUCGCCGCCGUCAACGUCACCUGCGACGCGACGGAGGCCAAGGACGCCGACUUCGCGCCCUUCUUCAACGCCAACGGCGCGUGUUCGCCCAUGGCCGACGGCGGCGCCUACAGCUGCGGCGCGACGCCCAAGGGGUCGAAGCGGCGCGUCUGCGCCUGCUGCACCGGCGGCGCGGCGCCGUCGAAGGCCCCGAGCGCGCCGCCGACGGCCAUGGGCACCUACGCGCCCACCGCGCCGUCCGGCGCGCCGUCCUACGCGCCCACCGCGCCGUCCGCUUCGCCGUCGUACGCGCCGACCGCGCCGACGGCGAGCCCGUCCUACGGCCCCACGGUGACCCCGACGAGCGCCGCGCCGACGCACGUCCCCGUCCCGGCGCCGUCGCGGUCGCCGACGACGCACCUGCGGCCCACGGUCUACGUCACGCCCGAGCCCACGGUCAAGUGCGCGGCGAUCGGCUGGCUCCUGGGCGCGGCCGCCGAGUCCUGCAGCGAGACCUGCGCGCGGGACCACAGAGCCUGCCACGACGACGAGGCCGACGCCGCGCGGGACCGCGUCGACGAGUGGGGCGAGGUCGCGGCGAUGGUCGCGGCGCGCGGCGGCGACGCGUGCGCGGGCGGCUGGGUCAACGGCAACGCCAUGGCGCCCUACGUGAACACGAACAACGGCAACUGCUUCGGCCGGGGGCCCGACGCCGCCGUCGCGGGCUUCUGCGGCCUCGCGGCCGAGGCGAAGCGGCGGCUGUGCCCGUGCUGCUCGUCGGGCUUCGCGCCGAGCCCCGAGCCGACGAAGCGCGAGCGGCCGGACUGGCAGGGCUUCCCCGAGGAGCCGCAGGAGGACGACGACGACGACGACUCGUCCUACAACUCGCGCGCGGGCAUCCUGUCCUCGGGCGCGCAGGCCGGCGCGGGCGUCGCCGGCGUCGCGCUGACCAUCUUCGCCAUCUACAAGCUCCUCAAGUGCCACCACAUGGGCCUCGAGAACACGGGCAUCUUCAAGGAGAAGUACCGCCGCUCCUCCUUCUCCAAGAAGGAGGUCGGCGCGCCCUCGAAGGUCGCGUCCGUCUUCGAGGAGGACCGCCGGCGCACGGGCGUCGCCGUCUCGUCGACGACCAUCCAAUACUCGGCCAUCACCGACGACGCCCUCCCGACGUACGAGGUCGAAGGCAAGUGGCUCGUCGCCUGCGAGGCCAUCACGACCGUCGUGUCGCGGGCCUGGGAGUUCGCUUUGCCGCUGGCCCUCCUGGGCGUCUGGGGCGGCGACGAGCUGUCCCUGCGGGCGCCCGCGGCGCUGGCGCUGGCCGUGACGCUCGCGACGACCCUCUUCUCGCCGCGCAUCGGCAAAUGGGCCGACGGACAGGACCGCCUCUUCGCCGCGCGCGUGUCGCGCGCGUUCCAGGUCGCGGGGACGGCCUGCAGCGUCGGCGCCGUGCUGAGCAUGGCGUCGGAGGACACGGCGGGCUUCCGGAACUGGCUCGCGCUGGCGCUCGGCGGCGCGUCCGUCGAGGCGCUCGGCGGCGUCGUCACGCGCGGCGGGCCGAAGAAGGACUGGGCGCCCGCGCUCUUCGAGGGGGAGGCGCUGGGCGGCGCGCUGUCGAAGACGACGGUGGCCCUGUCGAACGCGGCCCAGGUCGGCGAGAUUCUAGGGCCGUUUCUGGGCGCGACGGCGAUCUCGUCCCUCGGGCCCGUCGUCGGCGCGGGCGUCGUCGGGGGCCUCGCGGCGGCCGGCGAGCUCCCCGCGCAGCUCAUCCUCGACGGCCUCUACCGCCGGAACGCGGCGCUGCGGACGCCGCCGCCGCCGGAAGACGCGGCCGCGGAACACGGCGGCGGCGCGUGGGCGCGGUGCUGGCGCCAGCCGGGCGGCACGGCGCUGCUGACGGGGUCCUUCGGCUGCCUCUUCUUCACGGCGCUCGCCCCCCACGGCCCCGUGCUCACGGCCUUCCUCGCGACGCGCGGCGUCGACCCGCGGGCCAUCGCCGUCUUCCGGACGCUCGGCGCCUUCGCGGGCAUCGGCGGCAUCUACGCGUUCGGGAAAGCGGCCGACGGCGUCGCGAAGCGGGCCGGCGACGCGCCCGGCGCCCAGGCGGCCGCGCGCGUCGUCGCCCUGCGGUCCGCGUCCUUUUGGGCCCUCGGCUUCCAGUGCUGCGCCGCCGUCGGGGCCGCCGCGGCGCUCGCCGCGGCCUACGGGCCCGGCGCGGUCCCGGGGCUCGCCGCGUUCAUGGCGGCCGUCGUGCUGAGCCGCGCGGGGCUCUACGCCUACGACGUGGGCUACCUCGAGCUCCAGCAGCUGCUGGUCGACGAGCGCGACCGCGGCGCCUGCCAGGGCGUCGAGGCGGCGCUCUGCGGCGGCAACGAGCUGCUGCUCGCGCUCGUGACGCUCUGCUUCUUCCACGACCCGCGCGACUUCGGCGCGCUCGCGGCGCUGAGCGCGCUCUUCGUCGGCCUCGCGCUCGCGCUCUUCGCCGCCUGGGCCGCGCUCUACCACGUCCACGACCACGACCACGGCCGCGGCGACCACCCCCACGAGCACACGCCCCAGCAGGCCAAGGCCCUCGACGAGAGCGGCGCGAAGCGCCACGUCCACGUCCACCGCGCGGACCACGGCGCCCACGACCACGGCCACGGCCACCACGACCACGGCCACGACCGCGCCUAG
Molecule: messenger RNA, 6066 nt
Organism: Aureococcus anophagefferens
Lineage: Eukaryota; Pelagophyceae; Pelagomonadales; Pelagomonadaceae
Exons: 7
Coding region: 1-6066 (2021 amino acids)
Biological process (GO): iron ion transmembrane transport
Cellular component (GO): membrane
Molecular function (GO): iron ion transmembrane transporter activity
Source: RefSeq, a predicted model, not a curated record